Molecule: messenger RNA, 1475 nt
Organism: Nothoprocta perdicaria
Lineage: Eukaryota; Metazoa; Chordata; Aves; Tinamiformes; Tinamidae
Gene: LSM3
Product: LSM3 homolog, U6 small nuclear RNA and mRNA degradation associated
Exons: 4
Coding region: 3-311 (102 amino acids)
Biological process (GO): mRNA splicing, via spliceosome; P-body assembly
Cellular component (GO): P-body; precatalytic spliceosome; catalytic step 2 spliceosome
Molecular function (GO): RNA binding
Source: RefSeq, a predicted model, not a curated record
AGAUGGCGGAUGAGGUGGACCAGCAACAAACCACAAAUACCGUAGAGGAGCCCCUCGAUCUCAUCAGGCUCAGUCUAGAUGAGCGAAUCUAUGUUAAAAUGAGGAAUGACAGAGAGCUCAGAGGCAGACUGCAUGCAUAUGAUCAGCAUCUAAAUAUGAUUUUGGGGGACGUGGAAGAAACUGUAACAACAAUAGAGAUUGAUGAAGAAACAUAUGAAGAGAUUUAUAAAUCUACCAAAAGGAAUAUUCCGAUGCUCUUUGUCAGAGGUGACGGCGUUGUGCUUGUAGCUCCCCCAUUGAGGGUUGGCUGAAACUACAAAGGAUUUAACCUUGUUGGAAGGUUUCAGGCUUUUGGACAAUGGUUCCUGUUUCAAUCACGCAUCUCAAAAUUCUAUGUACAUUUUUUUAUAGAAUUUUCUGUCAUUUUGGGAAGGGGAGGGAAGGGUAGGGGAGCCAACUUGUUCUACUGAAAGUACAUGUAAUCAGUUGAAGUGGUGUAAAACAACCUAGUUUUCCCAGAAUUAAUGUAACUGCUGUAAGGCAGCUGUCUGUCACAUCAGUAAAAGAAUCUUUCAGUUUUGCAGUCUUGGCAAUAGCAGUGUCUUUUUUGUUGUUGUUUUAAAUAAACUUGGUUUAUCUUUCAGUUUUGACUUGUCCUGUUUUUGUGUUGAAGAGAUUAUGUACUUUCAUAGAACCGCUACAUUAAGUUGUGGUACUCAAGUCUUGCUUUUUGAGAAAGUAGUAAUAUUUUUGUGUGUGGUGUUAAUCUUUACCCUUACUAAUAUUUGAGUCUUGCAGGUUGUGGCCUUUUUAGGAGCAGUUCUGUAUCGAACUACAGUGUUAUAAUUUUUGGUUAUGUAUCUAAGUCCUGUAUGCAUAUUCUGAUAGUAUUUUUAUAUAGUUGUAUCUAUAUGUAUCUUCCACUUAAGAUACUUAAAGAUUUUUUUUUAAAAUAAAUUGUUAGAUGAUUUUUUGUGGCUCUGUUAGCAGACGAGUGGUAAGAAAUGCUGUAAACAGAGAAUGCAGAUGUUUGUGUUGUUCGUUGCAUUUGAUACUGUAGCUGAUUUUGACUCUUGAAUACAUUGAAUUCUUAAGGAGCACAGCUAAUGAGCAGUCUUAUCUCUGCUAAAGGUACUGUAGAAGCCUGAACAAAACCAGUCUUAAUGUACAGUUUCUCAGGCUUAUGCUGCUUGCAGUUUUUCCCCUAUUUGAGAAGAAGAUUUGAAUAAACUUGUGGUGUGGAAUACUUUAGUCUAUCUUGCAAACCUGUAAUUAAAGAUGUAGAUUCAUCUACAUGUCUAAUACGAUCUUAACACAAAGCUUAAAUUUUAUUUAGCUUUUUAGGCAUGCUCUGUCUGGUUACCAAAAGCAGCUCUUGUGGCACCUUCUCCUGCAGUAAAACCUUCCUGUCUUGGAAUAUCCGUUGCUUGUGACAAAGGUGAAGAAUACAAGUUAUACCAUAGAAAGCCCCAAGC